Messenger RNA from Pecten maximus, 1336 nucleotides. RefSeq names its product leucine-rich repeat-containing protein 74A-like. Lineage: Eukaryota; Metazoa; Mollusca; Bivalvia; Pectinida; Pectinidae. Gene Ontology annotation, molecular function: protein binding. The coding region runs from base 419 to 1336 and encodes 305 amino acids. The transcript is spliced from 10 exons. The record is from RefSeq and is a predicted model, not a curated record.
AUUGGUGAUAGAGUUGAGAAGUUCACAUGUACACACACGUAUAGACUGUGGCAGGUGGAUUGGAAUAUCGAUCGGACUAAUAUGCAGCCGUUUAUUGUUCAACACCUGAUGCGCUAGGGAUUUAGAAGCACGAGAGGGCAGAAAUGAAGAAACUUCUAAGCUGAAGAUUUGAAGACAUCAGGAUUGGUACAAAAUAGCAAAAAAUUAAAGAUGGAAAAAGGCAGUGAUCCAGAAAGUGGAAGGACAGAAAGUCCAAAAGCCAGUCAAUAUAGAAUAAACCCAGAGCGUCGCAUCGCCAUACGUCCCGUUAUCUGCCAGGGCAAAGAAAUCACCUAAAGAUGGGGCAUCUGAUGUUCCGCAGCUCAACCUUGAGCGACCACGACGACCUUGGACAGCUCAUCCAAAGACACGAUCAGACAUGUCUGCCAACAGGGUUGUAAGAUCUACUCAACUCAGGAAGUCCCACAUGCGGCCCCCAGCAAGAACAACAUUGCCGAGUACUACAGAGGACGAGAAACUGACCGUGAUGGGGCUAGACACACAGGCUAUGCUAGGCUUCACCCCACAGACCUAUCAACUCCCAGCCACACCCACUGACCUAGGUCAGGGAGUCAGAACCCUGGUCUCUGAUGACCAGAGACCAAAAACGCCAAAAGAGGGAUGGACUAUUACCAAGGUAGCAGACUCCAACAAAGAAUCGACCCCAGAGCGCUCUAAGAAACGUCACCCUUCGUUUGAGACGUGGGUAACAGGCUCCCCUCAUGACUCUGACGAAUACGACACAGACCUGGAAACAGAUUUACUCAAAAAGGAGGAAUACCCUACUGACCCCACAGGUAAAUCUGUUUACCAGGACCAGUGUCGGCGACAAGGUGUGGUACCUGUAUCGUUCCUGUUCCGUCACCUUGGUGACAGGAACCUGAGAAUGAGACACCAUUACCUUGGAGGAGAAGGAACCAAACCUGUGGCUGCAGCACUUCAGUUUAACACAGUGACAGAGGCGCUUGACCUUGGAGACAACUACCUCCAGGCCGAGGGGGCGAUGUACCUUGCCAGGAUGAUGAGGGACAAUACAUUUAUAGUUUACUUGGACAUCUCAAACAAUUUCAUCAAAUCGUCUGGUGCCGAGGCUAUAGCUGAGAUGUUGGAGGUGAAUACAACACUGAAGACAAUAUCUCUGUCAGGAAACCAGCUCAGUGACAAAGAUGCCUUACUGUUCGUUGAUGCCCUGAAGAGCAACAUAUCUCUGACCUCACUCGACUUCAGCAAUAACAACUUUGGGGAGAUGGCAGGUGUCUAUAUAGGGGGCGCUCUGUUACUUCUCAAAAAGUACUAA